UAUGUUUAUAUUUCUUUAAGGUGUCUUUUUGGUGGCGUUUUGGGGAACCUCAUUUAUCCAAACACAGCUCGUAAAUCCUACUGUUGAGUCCAAAGAAGUUACCGAUGCUAAUUGGAAGAUAGCCAUCGAUUUAUACAAGAAAUUAGCCGAAACUUUUAAAGAAAAGAGUAUUUUCUUCUCCCCUCAAUGCGUUACAACUUCACUCAUGCUUCUCCACGCUGGAGCUAGAGGAGAGACAGCGACACAAAUAUUCGCGGCCCUAGGGUUUCCUAACGAGAUUAACCACAAGCAUCAUGAUGCGCAGGAUAUGUUAUUCAAAAAUAUUUCCAACGAUUCUAGAAAUAUGUUUUCUUUGGUUAAAGCUUUGUUCUUACAAGAAGGCUUAAAAGUGGAACCAGAAUUUCAAAAUAUAGCCACCCAAUAUUAUCAAGCGAAAAUUGAAAUGAUGGAUUUCAGUAAAGACCCUAAGGAAUCAAGAGAGAUGGCCAAUAAAUGGAUUGCUACUCAAACGAAAAGCCAAAUAAUGAAUUUGAUCUUUAAGGAUGUCACUAUAUACACAAAAUUUAUAUUGGCUUCGGCUAUGGAAUUUCAGGCAAAAUGGAAUCGUUUGAUCUCUCCAAAAUAUACUACUUUAAAAGUAUUCAAUGGUAUAAGUGGGCCAACCAAACCCAUUCCAAUGAUGACAUUCAGUGGAAAUAUGUUUUAUUUUGUUGAUCCUCUCAGCAAAGCACAAGUUAUAGAGGUGCCUUAUCUGGGAGAUAAUGUUGGAGCUUAUGUAAUCUUACCAAGCGCUGGAUCGAGCAUUAUGGAUUUGGAGAACAGAUUGGCCGCAAUGGGAACCAGAGCUAUGCUUACUAACUUAAGCCCCAUGAACAACGUCAAAGUUAUCUUACCAAAAUUAGCGUUUAACUUGACUUAUGAUUUGGCACCCCAAUUAAAGGACAUGGGAAUGACAUACAUGUUCGACAAAAAUAAGGCCAACUUUUCGGGAAUGGUAUCGGGGCCUUGGUUACCUUUAGACAACUUUUACCAUCAAUCAAGAACGAAUUUCCAAGAUGAAGGAUAUUUAUUGGGUCCAGAUAUUAUGGUGCCUCAGGGACCAUUAAAUAUCCCCCCACAGAUUUUCGAGGCUAACAGACCAUUUUUAUUUUGCGUUAUUUCUAAAAUGACCCAAGUUCCUCUAUUUAUUGGACGAUAUAUGGGAGAAUAG
This is a messenger RNA of Gordionus sp. m RMFG-2023, 1210 nucleotides long. Its product is annotated as intracellular coagulation inhibitor 2-like. Bases 206 to 1210 code for a protein of 334 amino acids. Gene Ontology annotation, molecular function: serine-type endopeptidase inhibitor activity. NCBI's taxonomy places the organism in Eukaryota, Metazoa, Nematomorpha, Gordioida, Chordodea, Parachordodidae. The transcript has 4 exons. The record is from RefSeq and is a predicted model, not a curated record.